Neogale vison (American mink) is the source of this 2813-nucleotide messenger RNA. It is a transcript of the gene PBX3, whose product is annotated as PBX homeobox 3. Gene Ontology annotation, biological process: eye development; animal organ morphogenesis; embryonic organ development. Gene Ontology annotation, cellular component: nucleus. The transcript is spliced from 9 exons. Gene Ontology annotation, molecular function: DNA-binding transcription factor activity, RNA polymerase II-specific; RNA polymerase II cis-regulatory region sequence-specific DNA binding. The record is from RefSeq and is a predicted model, not a curated record. The coding region runs from base 46 to 1350 and encodes 434 amino acids. NCBI's taxonomy places the organism in Eukaryota, Metazoa, Chordata, Mammalia, Carnivora, Mustelidae.
CGCCUCAGCCGCCGCCGCCGCCCGCUCCCGCCCGCGCGCGGCGGGAUGGACGAUCAAUCCAGGAUGCUGCAGACUCUGGCCGGGGUGAACCUGGCCGGCCACUCGGUGCAGGGGGGCAUGGCCCUGCCGCCUCCCCCGCACGGCCACGAAGGGGCGGACGGCGACGGCAGGAAGCAGGACAUCGGCGACAUCCUCCACCAGAUCAUGACCAUCACCGACCAGAGCUUGGACGAGGCGCAAGCAAAGAAACAUGCCCUGAACUGUCACAGAAUGAAACCCGCGCUCUUCAGCGUCCUGUGUGAGAUCAAAGAGAAAACAGGUCUCAGCAUCAGAGGAGCCCAGGAGGAGGACCCUCCCGAUCCCCAGCUAAUGAGACUGGACAAUAUGCUUUUGGCAGAAGGGGUUUCAGGUCCUGAGAAAGGUGGGGGAUCGGCGGCAGCAGCUGCAGCCGCGGCAGCCUCUGGAGGUUCUUCAGAUAACUCUAUUGAACACUCAGAUUACAGAGCCAAAUUGACCCAGAUCAGACAAAUCUAUCACACAGAACUGGAGAAAUAUGAACAGGCAUGUAAUGAAUUCACUACACAUGUGAUGAACCUUCUCCGAGAGCAGAGUAGAACACGUCCCAUUUCCCCAAAAGAGAUUGAAAGAAUGGUGGGCAUCAUCCAUCGAAAAUUUAGUUCCAUUCAGAUGCAGCUCAAACAAAGCACUUGUGAAGCAGUUAUGAUUUUAAGAUCAAGGUUCCUUGAUGCCAGACGAAAAAGGCGUAACUUCAGUAAACAGGCCACAGAAAUCUUGAAUGAAUAUUUUUACUCACACCUCAGUAACCCCUACCCCAGUGAAGAAGCCAAAGAGGAGCUGGCCAAGAAAUGCAGCAUCACAGUGUCACAGGUAUCCAACUGGUUUGGCAACAAACGAAUCAGGUACAAGAAGAAUAUUGGCAAGUUUCAGGAAGAAGCCAACCUCUAUGCCGCAAAGACUGCCGUGACGGCCGCACACGCUGUCGCCGCCGCCGUUCAGAACAACCAGACCAAUUCACCCACCACGCCAAAUUCUGGUUCUUCUGGUUCUUUUAACCUCCCAAAUUCUGGGGACAUGUUCAUGAACAUGCAGAGUCUGAAUGGGGAUUCUUACCAAGGGUCCCAAGUCGGAGCCAAUGUGCAAUCACAGGUGGAUACCCUCCGUCAUGUUAUCAAUCAGACGGGAGGCUACAGUGAUGGUCUUGGAGGAAAUUCACUGUACAGUCCACAUAAUUUAAAUGCUAAUGGAGGCUGGCAGGACGCAACAACUCCAUCUUCUGUGACUUCCCCUACAGAAGGCCCAGGAAGCGUGCACUCGGAUACCUCUAACUAAUUUCCGGCAACACUUUUCCCUGAGCUGACAUGCCUCGAUAAGUGCAUUCAGAGCAAUAGGAGGAAAAGGAAAGCGUUUUUGUAGCCCACCGUCCACAGCUUUACUGUAAAACCUUGUCUUAUUAGAGAACUUGGUAAAUCAGUUUUUUAAGGAAUCAUAAUCAUUUGUAUUUAUACUUAAAAACACACAAUGUUAAAAAAGCACUUUAUCCAAUUAGGCCAAGAUUUAACAUUGUUGACAGUCCUGUAGCUAUUUUAUCAUAAUUUAUUAUCGAUAUUUUACAUUAAUGGUCUCACAGUUGCCAAUUACUUGGCCUUAAGGGUAAAAAGUACAAUAUAUGCUAAACCUCAAUCGUUAAAGCAGAUGCAAAGAUUCACCUCACCUAAAUUGACUUUCUCGCAUAUUUCCAUCGCAGACUUUGAUUGUCUUUCUUUCAUAUCGCUAAUGGGGUUGGAAUAAAGGAGCUGUUUGGCUCUCUCUGUUAACGAUGGUUUGUUUAAGAAUCUUCCUGGUCACGUUUGUGUUUCGAUCUCUUAUGUUAUAAUUAGAUCAGAGACUGGUAGCAUCUUUUCUCUCUCUGGAAGCACCAGUGCCCAGAGUCUGCUCGGUAAUUAAAUUAUGGAUCCAGAUUGUUCUGGGGGAUGAAGAUGCUUGCUGCUGAUAGAGGUGAACACGAGAUCUGUCUGGGGUUGUACGGUGUGCGCUGGGUGCUGCACGGGCUUGUCAAGGUUUGCUCCGUCCUCUGGGCAUCGGCAAGGGCCCUGCUCUCUGGAGUGUUGUAUAUAGUGUAGCAAAAGAGUAUUUAUACAUCUCACCAAUCAAAACACAGCUUGAUUACCUCAUGCGAACUCAUACAAACCAAUAGAAUUUCAACAUGUUCUGUAGCUUAGAGUGCUCACUUACUACCUCUGAACAAUACUCACGCUGUAGUUCGUCUCUUUCUUACCUUUUUGCAUCUUGUAAUUAACUCUUUGUUUCCCUUCAUAAAAUGUAAUUGUACAUUGUAAUCUUUUAAAAGAAAAAAAAAAAAAAUCAGGGUUGCAUUUGCAACCUUUAAAAAACCGAGAGUGGAAACAUUGGGUCUUCAAUGAACACGGGAUCAGUAGAACUGUUGUAAAUACUGAGAAAGCAUUUUGAAUGUCCUUCAUCUUGUUACUAAUCCAUGCAAAAAAGAAAAAAAGAAAAAAAAAAGCGGCGCCGAUCGUGAUGCAUUCAGAGUCCAGUAUUCGGUACCGUACACUUGACCCUGCGCGCUGGGGCCCCCUCUCCUUCCUCUCUUUUUGUAUUGUAUGCGAUUCUGAAACUGAUUGAGUCAUGAAAAUAAUUUGUGGCGGUGAUUCUAAUGUAUUAAAAAUGUUUCGUGUUCCUUUCUAACUGGAUUACACCCUGGAUUGAAAAAGUCUUCCUCGUGGUAGCUCUAUGUAGUUUCAAACAUGAAUAAACUUUUUGCUUUCAUGAUUAAA